This is a messenger RNA of Corythoichthys intestinalis (scribbled pipefish), 2670 nucleotides long. RefSeq names its product gastrula zinc finger protein 5-1-like. The coding region runs from base 437 to 2254 and encodes 605 amino acids. The transcript is spliced from 5 exons. The record is from RefSeq and is a predicted model, not a curated record. Gene Ontology annotation, cellular component: transcription regulator complex; PcG protein complex; chromatin. Gene Ontology annotation, molecular function: RNA polymerase II cis-regulatory region sequence-specific DNA binding; DNA-binding transcription factor activity, RNA polymerase II-specific. NCBI's taxonomy places the organism in Eukaryota, Metazoa, Chordata, Actinopteri, Syngnathiformes, Syngnathidae. Gene Ontology annotation, biological process: regulation of transcription by RNA polymerase II.
UUCAUUUUCUUCUUCUUUGGUGGUAAAUAGACAGCAGCCAACGGUAUUUUAGCUUCAUUAUCACCACCGCAUGGACAUAUUUUCCGUGUACCACUGCAAUGCAUUGUGGGAUACAGGGAGCUCCGGAGUGACCAUCGUUUUUCACUCGAUCACUGAGCCCUCUGAGGGUCCAUCUCACCAAGUUCACUUCGCUGUUUUGGGAAUUGGAACGGCCCUUAAGAUGGCGGCGGGGAUUCCCCCAGGGGGCGGUGGCCAGGGCAAGUGAGCGAGGGCUUAUUUAAACCGCGAUUGAAACGCAGCCUCGGUCUUGUCAGGUGACGUAACGCUUGCAACAGCUGCAGCGCAUUGUGGGUAGAAUCGCCAUUUUGGAGGGUCACUUGUUGUAAACAACUGAAUAGUGAGAAUCGUCUUUGCUUUCAUCAUUGUCUUUGAUAAAAUGGGACACUGGUGUUGUGUGAAAGGCUGCCGUGCUAGAUCACACGACAAAAAUGGCUGUAAAGUUGACCACGACGUAAGAUUUUUUCGUUUCCCCACUUGGAAAAAAGGUUAUGGACAGCAGGUUGAGGAACUAACGAAGCGGCGUCGGAUGGCCUGGGUCGCAGCGGUGAGACGGAAGGGCAUUACUUUCGACACCAUGUCUCCCUUCCUGCGUGUUUGCUCUCGGCAUUUUCAUAAAGGUGAACCAGCUUAUGAAAUGAUGGAGAAUGACCCAGACUGGGCACCAUCCCUACAUCUGGGACAGACAUCUGUUACACCGACAAACACUGCACGCUCCGCAAGAGGAAGUUGGCGUAAGCUGCUACGGACAGAGACACUGCAGGAACCAGAGAUGGUGGUCCAGCAGGAUGCAAACAUUGAAGAGCUGCAGACCAAGGAGGGACCAUCUGAGCCUGGUGAAAUGAGCAAUCACCAACAGAAUGAGGAGGGGACACCUGAUGCUGGCAAACUUGGCAAACAAAUGCGUGAUGCCGGCACCCAGUGGCCAGAUCUGGAAGACCACAACUACUUUUCCACAAUGCCAACAAAGAACUGCGCAACACAAACAGAUCCUGCACCAUCAUUCUCAGCCUAUGAUUUGGAAAACAACUACGUCACUGAACAAAAUCUUCACCUUCUGGAGCAUGAUUACCCCCAACUUCAACAGGAGGAGGGUUAUGAGAUGGUGUACGUCAAACAGGAGGCGGAACCAGAAACCCCCUACAUUAAAGAAGAAGAACAGGAAGAAGAAAUUACCAAUUUUCCAAUGACUUUCAAUGUGAAAAUUGAAGAGGAUGACGGUCCGAGCGGAGCAGCGCAACCUUGGAGCGACAGCUCAUUUCAACACCUUACAACAAAAGAUGUCGCUGAAGAAAGUCUUCACUCUAUGAAUCACGAUCCCCCCCACAUUAAACAGGAAGAGGAGUUCGAGAUGGUGUACAUCAAACAGGAGGCGGAGCCAGAGACCUCCUACAUUAAAGAAGAACAGAAAGAGGAAAUUACCAAUUUUCCAAUAACCGUCAGUGUAAAAAUUGUAGAGGAUGAAGCUCCAAGCGAUGAGAGCGGAGCAGCGAACCCUUUGAGCGACAGCUCAUAUCAACACCUGACAACAAAAGGUGAGGGACAAUCUCAACCGGACGGCCUCUCGGACAGCGACGAAGUAACAUCACACUCUUCUGACACUGACACUGAUAUCGAGGACGCUGACCAAAAUGCUUCGAAAUACUUAAAUAAGUCAUCAUCGAAAAGAAAGACCAAACAGCGCGUGGGUGCAAAACCUUUCGCCUGCUCAUUUUGCUAUAAAAGAUUUCGUCGGAAGUAUAAGUUAACAACACACACACGUACACACACCGGGGAUAAGCCUUUUCUCUGCACGCGUUGUGGUAAAAGUUUCACCCAAAAUGGAAAUUUAAACCGACACAUAAGAACACACACUGGAGAGAAGUCUUUCGCCUGCUCUUAUUGUGAAAAACGAUUUGGUCGUAAGCAACAGUUAACCAUACAUACACGUAUUCACACCGGGGAAAAACUUUUUCCCUGCACUGUUUGUGGCAAAAGUUUUAUUCGGAAACAACUGUUAACAACACACAUGAAUACCCACACUGAAGAAAAACCUUUUCUCUGCACAAUUUGUGGUAUAAGAUUCACAAAGAAGGGAAGUUUAAACAAUCACAAAAGAACACACGCUGGAGAGAAGCCUUUCGCAUGCUCAUUUUGCAAUAAAAGAUUUUAUUUUAAGAGGCUUUUGAAAAAACACGCGCGUAUACACACUGGUUAGAAGCAUUUUGUCUGCUCACUUGGCAGUGAAAGAUUCGCUCAGAAAGGAAAUUUAGUGUUGCACACAAGAAAACACUAAGGAAACACUUUUCAAUUGCGAUGUGUGACAAAAUAUUCUGUAUUCUGCUAUACAUUUACCGUGGAAAAAGCAUGUCAAUAUCCAUGUUCAGUUUAUCUUAAGCCUCGUUUGGAAAAAGUUGAUUGAAAUUUUGGAGAAUCUAUUUUUUUCCCCCUGCAGACUAUGUCUUGAAAGGUGCUUUGAAAUAUUUUGUAUUAUUAUUUGAAAUAUUUUGACUCUGCCCUUAAAUGUUUUUUUACUUUUCAAACUUUUGUCUAAAUGGUUUCAGGGAAGGCGUCUUUAUUAGUUGUGCAUUGUUAUAUUUUGACCUUUGUAUUAUUAAAUAUAUUUGUUCACAA